Molecule: messenger RNA, 1871 nt
Organism: Oncorhynchus nerka (sockeye salmon)
Lineage: Eukaryota; Metazoa; Chordata; Actinopteri; Salmoniformes; Salmonidae
Product: caveolin-2-like
Exons: 3
Coding region: 664-987 (107 amino acids)
Biological process (GO): cell differentiation; regulation of cytosolic calcium ion concentration; caveola assembly
Cellular component (GO): caveola; focal adhesion; sarcolemma
Molecular function (GO): molecular adaptor activity
Source: RefSeq, a predicted model, not a curated record
AUGUGUGUAGGCAGAGUGACUCUUUCUGGUCCUCUUACUCUCUACACUCCCAUAUUUGAAUAAUUGUUGUAUUUAAUUGAAAUUCAUUCUAAAAACAGUAGUUGUUCCCUUUUAAAGGCACCAUGAUGAGAAAGACAGAUCCAGUGGAGACAAAUAUUGACCUGGGAGACACUGAUGAUGAAGACCUUGAUGCAGACCUGUAUGAGGAACAUGAGGAGCCUCAGCUGCUAUGGAAGGCUGAACUGGGGGACAGGAUGGAUGAGGUGGAAGCUGUGUCCCCGUUAGUGGAUCUUAGUGACACCAAGCCCCUCCUGAAUGAGAGAGACCCUUGAGGAGUCAACGAGUGUUUGAAGGAUUGUACACUGAAACGGGUAACACUGUCACAAGCUUGAUAUAAGGUGCUGUUUUUUCAAUCAGAUUAUCUGUCUUAACCCAAUUAAUCAAACAUAAUUACUUAAACGAUCAAACAAAUCUGAAGAGUAUUAUAUUUCUAUAGACAUGUGGCAUGUCCAAGUUGUUUUUUGUAUACUUGCACUGCCCUCUGGUGGUCAUGUCAUUGACUGCAGUUUAUCUAUAUUUUCCUUUGAGUGUCAAAAACAAACUGUCUGUCUAUAAACAAUCACCCCAAGAUUAUGAUUCUGCCUCUAGGUGAGCUUUGAGGAUAUGAUAGCAGAGCCGGCGUCAGUACGUAGCGGAGACAGAGUGUGGAUCUGGAGCAACGCCCUGUUCGAGGUCACCAGGGUCUGGAUCUACCGCAUAGUGACCGUCCUGCUGGCCGUCCCUGUGUCCAUCAUCACCGGACUGAUCUUCGCCAUCCUCAGCUUCCUACACAUAUGGUUCUUUAGCCCAUUCGUGCAUCCUAUCCUUAUAAUCACAUACUGGCUGCAGAGCCUAUGGAGCAUCGUACUGGACAUUGGUGUCCGCCCAUUCCUCACUAGUGCAUCAAAGUGCUACGAUGGAAUCAGACUUCGCCUGACUCUGGAAUGACAGAAUAUUGGACCUUCACACAAAAUCAGGAUUUGGAAUAUGGGCUUGUUCCCAAUGUUACCCUACUAUGGAAUGUCCUCUUGGGAGACUAUCAGGCCUGGGCAAAGUAUUUGUAGGAUGCUCUAGGAUCAGACCAGGGGCACAACUACAGGCUUUUUGGUGGAUCAUGGGAUCUUACAACUGAACUGAGAUCAGUGUGAUUGAUCAAAACUGGAUACUUUUUAAAAACAAUUUCCAACAAGGUGAUUGGUUACUUAUCUAAGAUGUCGUCAGAAGUUAAGGUGAAAAGGGGAAUGUGUAAAAGAUUCACACAUCUUCACUUCACAGCUCAGGGUCUGGACGCUGCUCUCUUCCUCCCUGGAAAGGCCCCUGCCUUCCCAGAAUAGGAAAUGGGGCACUUCAAUUAAUUAAACAAGCACAUGCAAACUCCCUGUAUUUGAAGUGAAUCGUGUUUCACACACACAACUGGCCUGAAUGUAUAUUGCUUGACAGUACUCAGUGGUACCACUCAAGACCUCCUCUAUGAGGUGAUGAGUUUGUCCUGUAGUGAAUGUUAUCAUGAGAAAAGCAGAUUUUACAUAAUCAGGUCACCAUGGGUGAGAAGGAAUAUAUCAAACGUUUGGAUUUUACUGUACCACUUUUAAAAAACAAAAUAUCCUCCCCAUGGACAUGACAAACAACCAGAGGAAACUAUGGUUGACAUUUUGUUUUGUUUUAAACCAUUUCAUAAUAAAGUCAUUCUACCAUUUGAUAACUGUAUAUUGCACAAUACUUACAAUGAAUUUGGAGAUAAAAAGUUUCAAUUUAAAGAACUAAUAUUGGCCUAAAAUGCCUGAAUUCGAUUAUUGUUCCAGGUGGCCAAAAUCUGUGCCUGGGCUGGAAUA